UGGCAACCCUGGCUAUGAAUGAUGAUUUUUUCUUUUGAGGUUAUUCGUGACGAAUGCGUUAAGCAUUUGUAAUAUCUUACAUUUAAGCCACGAGGAAGCGACAGAGUCGUUCACAGUAUUAUUCGUAAAACACUGAUGUUUCACAUAUGUUUGUAACUUGAUGAAUAAAGAAACCUUCGUUGUCGAUGUGAUAGCGUGAAGCAAAUCUAGGAUAGCUUAUAUUACCAUUACAAGUUAGAGUAUCUGUGUGAUAUUUGGAACAAACACAGGUACUCAAGUUAUAUUGGUGCUGAAGUUGGGACAACAUAAUGCUAACAUCUGUAUCUGCAGCACCUUCUACUUCCAUGAGUAGUUCUGGAUUACCAAGUCCGACCACUGACUCAUUUGAUGAUACUUUCAACAAAUUAACAGAAUAUCUGCAGCAAUUAGCUGGAAACUAUGAGAUGGAAGUUGAUUUAAUACUCAAAGACCAUUGUUAUGCGCGACCCUGGAAUUGGAGGCCAGAAAAUAUUUAUGUAAAGCCUGUAAAAAGACUGUUCUUUUCAAAAAAUAUUGUGACAAGUGAUAAACAUAAGAAAAAUGAAGAGAUUGUUGUGGAAGACAUUGCAAAUGACUCAUCAAUACCGCCGUUGGAUCUAACAAAAGCUCGACAACAAAUGGAUGAAUUUCAGCAUAUAACAAAUAUCGCGCGACCAGAAGAAGAUGAGGAUUGGGAGGACAAGAUAGACAAAACAUUAUGGUCUUCGACACAGAAUAGGAUUUUCACCAAAGUUACACGUAUACUAAACUCGGAAAGGCUUGCCAGAUUAGCGAAAGCUAAGAGUAGAACGGAGCCGAUCUUUCGACGAACGUCCGUGGAUAUCGCAGCAAGAAGAUUUCGAGAGACGUUAGCGUCAACUGGAUGGGACUGGAGAUUAGUGCAAUGGCUGCAUCAUUUACUGUUCGAAUAUCUUUCCCAGGAAUAUCUGGUUAUUUAUUUGGACAUCUUACAGACUCUAAGACCAAAGAUUACGCAGUUGAUCGACAAGAUGAUCGCGGUACAACCGAAUAUUAAUUCUAGAACAGGUCCUGUAACAUGGGAAACACUGGGAUCACUUUUAAAACGAUCAUGGGACCCAGUUUCACAGAGUCUGAGCGGAAGUAGACUUAAGAAAUUGCCUGGAAAUCCGAUUUUAAUAAUAGUACCCUCCGGCGUUACGUCGACCGUUUCUUCGCGUCAGACCAAAUGGAUCGCGCAACUGGGCUCGUUAGGUAUGGUUAUUACUGUUCAUAGCCACCUGGGAUUGGCGGCGAACAGAAUGACUAUGUUGGUGGUUAUGGAUCAGUUGGUUCAAGCUACAAGAGCGAAGAUACAGGAUGUCAGAAGCGACUAUCCUGGUAGACCGAUAAUAUUGGUUGGUUUCAAUACUGGUUCGGCGCUUGCGUGUCAGGUGGCACAGAUGGAACACGUAACCGCUGUCAUCUGCAUCGGAUUUCCUUUCGCGACAGUCGAAGGAAAACGAGGUACUCCCGACGAUACUUUGAUGGAUAUUCGUUGUCCCGUAAUGUUCAUUAUUGGACAAAACGCUACUCUCGCGACAACCGACGAUCUGGAAGAGGUGCGAGAAAAGAUGUUGGUCGAGACAAGUCUGGUAGUCGUGGGAACGGCGGACGACCACCUGAGGAUAUCCACGUCCAAGAAAGUGCUCGAGGGCAUCACGCAGAGCAUGGUGGACAGGUGCAUAUUGGAUGAGAUCGGCGACUUCAUCGGCGGUAUCCUGCUGCAACCGCAUCCGUUACCGUUAAGAUCAUCGUUGGCGACCAACUGCGACAACAAGAGCAAGAAGGAAUCUCAUAAGCGACGAAAUUCUACCAGCAGUUCCGUGGAGAGCGAACCCAACUCGCCGAUCACGAAGAAGUCGCAGUCGAACACGCCAGUGUCGUCGGUCGGGACGAACGCGACGACAGGCGUAGUUUCCAAAGUAGGCACAUUCAACACCCAAACCAAUCUCAUGCAAGUGAGCGGACAGCACAGCAACCAUACCCCCAACCCGAAACGAAAGCGAACCGCCGGCAGUCAGAAGAACCAAUUUGGCGAGCACAUGAAAGCUACCAGACUACCAGGACAGACAAGCAUCAACGCAGAAAAUGGCAUAACACUCAAUAUCGGCACGCUGGCGAGCCUGGCACCCAUAGGACCGAUACGUUUAGCACCUACCACCGUUGGCCAAGGUGUGAGCACGUCCCCGAAGACAUCCGGCGCGACGAAAUCUGCGACCGCGUCCGUCAAGAUACCGAAAAUCGUUUCGAACAUGCAAGGUGUCUCGAAGAUAAAAACACUCGUACCUACCUACACGCCCAUCACGAAUGUGAUCUCACACAAUUACAGACAAGCAAACGUACCUGACAAGAGCGGGGACACGAAGCUGAUGAGUGUCUUUACCGCGAGCGGAAAUCAAAUUAGAGUUAAUACAAACGCCGGAGGAACUCUCAAGCCAGUCACGUCGGGCGGCGCGUUGUCGAAUCUUCUGCAAGCCGGAAAGGGCUCCACCACAAACGCCGCAUCCUCUGUCCGCGUGUCGUCGGCUUCCAGCAUACUGUUGACUACCAGCAAUCCGGCAAAUAGUAUAGCGCCGUCCACAUCGUCCAAUUCAAAAGCGAUGGAGGAGAUGGAAGUAAGCAGUGACGCUCACCAAGCGAUGCUCGGUUCGACUCACUCGCUGGACGUGUCCAGGUCAGCGCACUUGCCACGACAAGGAACCACAUCGACUAAUAGCGAUAGCACGCACAGUACGUCGUGCGGUAACAUAGUCAUUAUCGAGAAUUCCCUUCACAACCGAGGCGCGCCUUCGUCGGUGAUCGUACCGUUUAACAGCCAAGGUUGUUCGAGCGCCGUCUUGCCCUUGUCCAACAAACUGAAGAUUUCCCACAAGUCCGUGAAAACGAUGCCGAAGAUCACUGUCAAUGCGAACAACCUGCAGCGACUGCAACAGAAAGCCAAGUCCCAGUCGAGUGUGCCGAGGAAGAAUCUCGUGAACGACAUAGACGACGAUCUGGGAAACAUACUAGACAUACCGAUAAUCUUCGCCAAAGACGACGACAGCUUGAGCAACAUCGACAAGAUGCCGGUUGUUGCUCAGACAACGAUGGUGAAGGAACCUCAGGAGAAGCCGAAGUUGAACAGUACCACUAAGGUGGUUCUCAUAAGCAACAAACAGGACAAACUGCAACAGCCACAGCAGAACAAACUCGUAGCAAGUUCCACGCAGGCUGUCAUAUGUCCGACGAAUACGUCCAUGCAGAACUUGAAUCACCUGAUACUGCAGGCGCGGUCGCAAAAUAGCAACAACACUAGCAGCAACAACAGUGGUAACAUCCUGCCGGCGAAGAACAGAGUCGGGGUGUCGAUGGAAAGUCGACUGGUGCAGCCGACCGUCAAGUACACAAAGAUCAUCUUGGCGAAGAGGAACACGCUGCUGCCGCAGCAGAGCAAAAGAGCCGAGCAGGUAGUCACGGCGAAGACCUCGGACGAUACGAGUGCACCCAAGAUCUUGACCUUCGAGAAGGACGACAAUAGAUACGUGCAGGCGACCCCCAUCGUGUCGGCCAACUACGAGGAUCCCUUCGUGGACAAUAUGCUGGAGAUCGAGGAUGUCAUCAAAACAAACAUUAUAGAGCGCAAGUACGUGUCCACGUCUGCGAUAGAUCCAACGUCACCCAUGACCCUCGCCGACGACGAUUGUCUGGCGGAUAUUUUAGACGAGACGAAGUUGGACGAGACGCAGCCAGAGCAGUCCGUCUUCAACGACGUAGGUGAAAUGCGAUCGUAGAGUUCAUACUCGACUGCUUCCUGAGAUUUCAGAGA
Harpegnathos saltator (Jerdon's jumping ant) is the source of this 3844-nucleotide messenger RNA. It is a transcript of the gene Rcd1, whose product is annotated as Reduction in Cnn dots 1. The record is from RefSeq and is a predicted model, not a curated record. Lineage: Eukaryota; Metazoa; Arthropoda; Insecta; Hymenoptera; Formicidae. Gene Ontology annotation, cellular component: NSL complex. Gene Ontology annotation, biological process: positive regulation of transcription by RNA polymerase II. Bases 309 to 3809 code for a protein of 1166 amino acids. The transcript is spliced from 8 exons.